Stylonychia lemnae is the source of this 813-nucleotide messenger RNA. The record is from the annotation of a GenBank genome assembly. NCBI's taxonomy places the organism in Eukaryota, Ciliophora, Spirotrichea, Sporadotrichida, Oxytrichidae.
AUGUCAAAUUUAGGCUGGACUACUUAAUCCGCAUUUAUACCCAAGGAAUCUAAGAAAAUUAGUGUUGCUUAGAAUUCCUCACUCAUUGACUUAAAAGCCAAGAUCAUUGAAGAAAAAGCUAAAUUAACAUAGUCGAGAGAGAACAAAAUAGAUGCAAAUAAGCAGUAAUUUUAUCUUAAGAGAAAAGAUCUAUUCAAAGGAGGAUAAUAAAAACUUUAGGAUCAGAAUAAAGGUAUUGAGCAAAGAUUGUUGAAAGAUGAGCAAGAAUUUGAGAAUAAUAGAGUUGAAGAUGAUCAUGGAUAGAUAGAUAGUCGAAAAAUACAAUUCAAAUUAGCAGAGAAAGCCUAGAUUUACGAGUAGCUGAUUAAUGAAAAAAAAUCUCAUGAAAAUAAAAAAAGUGGAUUGGUAGACUUUGAGUAAAAAAGAUGGAAUGAAAAGGAUGAUGAUUAAAAUAGGCACGAUUAUCUCUCAGAAAUGAAUAGAAAUCAUGACUUAAUGGCGAGGGAAAGAAAAGCUUGGGAGGAAGAAGCAAGAAAUGAGAUAGAAGCAGUAGAUAAAGGACUUAAUUAAGGUUAAUUCAAAAAGUUAAAGGACUCAGCUACAGCUAUGCUUGGAUAAUCGAUGGCUCCACUAGUUAAGCAAUAAUGGGACAACAUUCUUUCAAAAAAGGAGAAAGAUUAGUUGCCAGAAGUAAUUAUGGAUAAAGAAAAGUAAUAGAAACUUUAAAUACUAGCAAAAAGAAAGCGCGAUUAGGAUAGAGAAAGCAGAUUGUAGAAAAUUGAAGAACUCAAGAAAAGGCAAAGAACGAACUGA